Molecule: messenger RNA, 1800 nt
Organism: Trematomus bernacchii (emerald rockcod)
Lineage: Eukaryota; Metazoa; Chordata; Actinopteri; Perciformes; Nototheniidae
Product: secretory carrier-associated membrane protein 5-like
Exons: 7
Coding region: 156-839 (227 amino acids)
Biological process (GO): protein transport
Cellular component (GO): trans-Golgi network membrane; recycling endosome membrane
Source: RefSeq, a predicted model, not a curated record
UGCAGAUAUCGUCCGACUGGCAGUAGAGCUCUAUUCACCGCGCAGCUGAAGCUUUUAUUGGAGACUGCGCACUUUGAGGAGAGACACUCUGCUCUCUCGAGGAGGCUUUGACAGGACAGAAAGAGUGACUCUAAACAACUCCACACGUUAUCUACAUGGCAGAGCCCAACUUCCCCCCACUGCCGGGGUUUAUUCCACUCAAGCCAUGCUUCUACCAGGACUUUGAUGAGAUCCCCGAGCAGCACCGCAGCCUGUGCAAGAAAAUGUACCACCUGUGGAUGUUGAACAGUCUUACUCUUGCGGUGAAUCUCCUUGGCUGCUUUGCAUGGAUGUUUGGUGGAGGUGGCGUGACCAACUUUGGGCUGGCUAUCAUCUGGCUCAUCAUGUUCACCCCCUGCUCCUAUGUCUGCUGGUUCAGGCCCAUCUACAAGGCCUUCAAGACUGAGAGCUCCUUCAACUACAUGCAGUUCUUUUUUGUUUUCAUGGCCCAAGUGGGCAUCAGCAUCAUCCAAAGCAUUGGCAUCCCUGGAUGGGGAGUAUGCGGUUGGUUGGCUACCAUCUCCUUCUUCUCCUAUAAUAUUCUGAUUGCUCUGGUCAUGUUGGUCCCCACCAUCAUGUUCACUGCAGUCGCCUCACUGUCCUUCAUUGCCCUCACCAGGAUCCAUAACUUCUACCGUGGCGGUGGGGGCAGCAUGUCCAAAGCUCAGGAGGAGUGGACCACAGGGGCCUGGAAGAACCCCCACGUCCAGGCGGCGGCGCAGCAGGCGGUGGUGGGGGCCGCUACCGGAGGCAUGCAGGAGCAGCACCCGAGCCCACAGUACAACGUCAACCAGGUGUAGAGGUGUCAAAGAGAUACGUGACAGUUAUGCCAACAUUUAAACAACAGGGUUAGGGAUAUGUUGUCAUUCCCCACGAUAGUUUUGGUUAUUAAAUGGAAAACAAUUGCAUAUUUUGACAUCCAGUUUUACAUAAAGGAUACAUCACGGAUGAUUUCAAGCAAUUUCAUCAUUUUGCAAAACAAAUCUCUCUGUGUGAAGCUGUUUUGUACCUUCCCGUGUUUAAGGGCACGCGGAUUGGUUUUCUUCUGUUGUGAGGUUGGAAUGAAAGUAGUUUUGAAUGUUUGUUACUUUAGAGGCUCCAUGAGAGCUGUGUGCUGAUGUUCUUUGUGUUGACGUGUUGUUUUAGCCAUUUUGACAAAAGAAAGCAAAAUUAUAUUUUUGAUGUACAAUAACUUUGUGAUGAUAAAGAUCUUUAUUUAGUAUUUAUUUAGUUAUAGUGCACUAUGUGAGAGAUAAAGAUGAUAUGUUUUCAAGUGACUUGUUUUUUAAUUCAAGGGCUUACCAAAGAUCCCAUGUAGCAAUGCUGAUUGACAUAAUGCUAAUGUAUGUGACCUCAGCAUUGUUUCAUCAUAUUUCUAUAGAAUGAAUGUUUGCACUGGUUGUUGUGUUAAAAAUAACUGUAUCUGUAUCAAAGUCAGACAGUUUUGUUGCAAGAUAUCACCUCGAAGUGAAUAUCAACAGAAAUGUCAAUUUACCUUUGAGUUGACUCUCUGAUGUACUUCCUGUUGGACAUUGGUGGACACUGAAAACAUCAGAUAUGUAUCACAGAAAAAUAACAUCAGUGUUAAUGGUUCUAUGCAAAUUCAGCAGAAAACCAAUUAACUAUCUGACCAAUGGGCUGUUUCAGCUCAAGCUUGAACUGAAUGUACUUUUUAAAAGUUAUUUCUUUCCUGCAUUUUGGCUGUUUGACCACUGAGAGGCGCUGAUGGUUUUGGUAUGAAAUAAAAACAUGUACAGAUUA